GUUAUUAAUAAUAAUGAUUGACCACACCCACUUAAACAUGGCAGCUAGCAGUACUACUCUAGUGCUGGACAAUGGAGCCUCCUCCUUGAAAAUAGGAAUAGAGAAAGAGACAGAACCAGUUUCAGUACCAAACUGCAUCACCAGGACAAAGACUGAAAGAAGGAAGAGUUUCAUUGGCAAUCAGUUGGAUGACAUUAAGGAUCUCUCUGGACUCUAUUACCUCCUGCCCUUUCAAAAAGGUUACCUUGUAAACUGGGACACACAGAGACAGAUAUGGGAUCAUGUCUACCAGUCACUGCUCAAGAUAACACCAUCAGACCUCAACCUUAUUGUUACUGAACCACCUUUUAACUUUCAGUCAGUGAGGGACGCCAUGAUUGAAGUAUUGUUUGAGGAAUAUGGUUUCUCAUCUCUUACUCUCACUCUCCCAUCAUCUCUCUCCUCCUUCCAUCAGCUAAUGGAGUACCCAGAGAGACCCUGUACACUAGUGGUGGACAGUGGGUAUUCAUUCACUCAUGUUGUUCCCUAUUAUCGUGGGAAGGCUUUACUUGAGAGUACCUUGAGGAUUGAUGUCGGUGGUAAACUGCUCACUAAUCACUUGAAGGAGAUAAUCUCCUACAGACAACUUAAUGUCAUGGAUGAGACCUACGUCAUGAAUCAAGUGAAAGAAGAUGUUUGUUUCGUCUCUCAAGACCUUUACACUGACAUGAGGAAAGCUAGAGGGAAACAAGACACAAAUACAAUAUCUCUUGACUAUGUCCUUCCUGAUUUCACGUCUGUUAAAACUGGAUACAUAUUACCAAAAGGGGGCAAGCAACAUGGAACUAGUGAAGAACAGAUAUUAAGGAUUGGCAAUGAAAGGUUCAGUAUUCCAGAGAUAUUGUUUAAUCCAUCAGACGUUGGAAUACAUCAAAUGGGAAUACCAGAGGCCAUUGUCCACUGCAUAUCCACUACCCCUAAACCAAUGCACAGAUACCUCUACUCCAAUAUCCUAGUGACUGGAGGAAGCACAAGGUUUCCUGGUUUCCGUGAGAGGGUUCUUACUGACGUACGUAAACUGGCCCCAGAUACGUAUCCAGUUGAUGUUACACAACAUGAUCGACCUGAUUUGGUCCCCUGGUUGGGGGGCCAGAAAUUGGCGCAAGAAGGAAGGGAGGGGGCAGGGGGGCACCUUCAAAGUGUAACACAGUCAGAAUACAAGGAGGGAGGUCUGGCCCAAUGUCACAAGAAGUUUUAUGACAAUCAAAUAAUAUUACACUCAAAUUAUAAUUGAGUCCAAGUUGAAUGGUGUUUUGAAAUAAAACUAAAAUACUAAUAA
Messenger RNA from Amphimedon queenslandica, 1318 nucleotides. Its product is annotated as actin-related protein 6-like. The record is from RefSeq and is a predicted model, not a curated record. Lineage: Eukaryota; Metazoa; Porifera; Demospongiae; Haplosclerida; Niphatidae. The coding region runs from base 14 to 1273 and encodes 419 amino acids. The transcript is spliced from 2 exons.